Messenger RNA from Nicotiana tabacum (common tobacco), 451 nucleotides. The record is from RefSeq and is a predicted model, not a curated record. Lineage: Eukaryota; Viridiplantae; Streptophyta; Magnoliopsida; Solanales; Solanaceae.
GCAAAAGCGGACAAAUUAUCGCACCCGAUCUAGAUUUAAUACGAAUAAAAAAUGGGUUAACCGGCGGAUAAUAUGGAUAUUCAUAUUAUCCAUAACUUCUUUAAUAUGAUCAUUUUUUGCAGAAUUUUAGUCGCUCAAACUUAGAGUAAUCCCCUAAUUUUCUCAAAAAGGCUGAACUAAACGCAGUUGCUUGAGAGUUAGACGCAAUCCCUUUUCAGUUUGGAGAACAGUAGAAGAAUGGCUUUUCAGCUAGAGUAAAGAUGCUCAACUUUGGCAUAUUUAAGGGAUUAAAGAUGCUGAAGGUGGGAUAAAAAUAGUCGAAUAAUAUUGGCUAAAAACUCAAGAAGAAGAAGAAGAAGAUGGCGCUUUUUAACAAGAUCAAGAAAGAGGAGCUCAAGGCCGGUGAUCACAUUUACACAUGGCGACUCGGCUAUCUCUACUUACAUCAUGG